Maniola jurtina (meadow brown) is the source of this 3437-nucleotide messenger RNA. Its product is annotated as zinc finger matrin-type protein CG9776. Gene Ontology annotation, biological process: negative regulation of DNA-templated transcription; positive regulation of DNA-templated transcription. The transcript is spliced from 16 exons. Gene Ontology annotation, molecular function: nucleic acid binding; zinc ion binding. Gene Ontology annotation, cellular component: nucleoplasm. Bases 110 to 2935 code for a protein of 941 amino acids. The record is from RefSeq and is a predicted model, not a curated record. Lineage: Eukaryota; Metazoa; Arthropoda; Insecta; Lepidoptera; Nymphalidae.
UUUGUACAAAAUGGCGAGCGUUAUACUGUUUUGCGCAUUUUAAACACGGCAAUUUUGUAACUAAAAUCAAACAAAUCAGGGAAUUCCUUUACUUUAAAUAUACCUAAAUAUGUCACGCGAUUUCGCUCGCAAAGACUACUAUCAUCGUGACGGUGAGCGCGGUCGUGAGUGGCGAGAGCGGAACGAUUACCGCUACGAAAAAGAUCGCUCUGUAGCAAGGAAGCGAAGCCGUAGUCCGCCCUCGAGGGACCUGGACAAACGUGCAAGUCGGUCUCCGAGGAAGACUGAGAAGGACUUGCUGGAUGAGAACAUUCUCAGCGAGAUAUCCAAGCUGCCGAGCGAACUGUGGGACAAUCAAAACCAAAACAACAUGCAAGAGAGCGGCUUUUCCGCGCCCCCGCCGGUUGCACCAUUUCCAGCUGAAGGACCAUAUGCAGGCAACUACCAGCCUUCUUACUCGGGCAUAUACGAUGACUUCCCAUCCGUGGCAUCCAUUCCAGCUCAGCAACCUCCGGACAUGUCUGCAUGGAACCAGAUGUCCCUUCCACCACCACCCACACCUCCAGUGUAUAACGUUGAAGAUCAGAUCAAGAAAGAAGCCGCUAUAGAGACAGAAAUGCGUCACCAGAAGGCAGCUCUGUCGAAACAACGAGAGGAUUACAUUAAGAAAACGGCCAUAUUGAAAAAAGAGCUCGACACUUUGAAAGAUCAACGCAACGAGCUCCGAGGUGAUGCGAAGAGAUCUCCCAGUCCAGACACCAAACGGUUUUUGAAAGAGAACACGAAACUGCAGUUGGAGAUCCAAAACAAACUGAAGACGAUCAACAACGUGGUAGAUAUGUUGAACGGCAUCAUCGGGGAGCAAGCGCCCGAGAUCGUCGAAAUGGAGGAAGCUAGCGAACGCAGCUCUAAGAGGAAAUCUAGGUCCCCGUCGGCCGGCAAGAAGUUCAACUACGUGUACUACGACCCCGAGAUGCACUGGUGUCGAGUGUGCAACGAGUUCCCGCCCACCGCUAAGGACUACCUGAACCACCUGCACUCGCCGGCCCACCACAAGUCAGUCCACGCCAAGAUGGCCGCACAGCAUAUGGAGGCGCCGUGGCACAGCGUGACGGGGGUCAACGAAGGGUUCCCCAGCUUCCCCUCCGCGCCCACCAAGCGGACCCCUAUCAGAGGGCUGCAGUUCUUCGUGCCGUCCACGGCGUGGUACUGCAAGCUGUGCGACCAGUUCAUCGGCGACCUGCACUGCGCCUCCGCGCAUCUCAAGUCACUCACGCACUCCAAGAACUAUACCAACUUCGUAGAACAGAACCCGCACUGGGAGACGGACUGGAUGUCGGAUCGGCAGAAGGCGUUUGAAAAGGCUCGAGCCAGCAACAAGGUCAAACCUGAAGAGAAGCCGCAGCAGUACGCGGCUCACACUAUCACUUUCAACAAGGAUGGCUUCCACACUAAGCGCAAGGCGGAGAGCCCGCCGCCGGCCGCUGACCCCAAGAAGAAGAAAGAGAAGAAGAAGAAGAGCAAGCGCAAGAGAAGUAGCAGCUCCAGCUCCUCAAGCAGCUCCAGCGGGUCUGACAGCGAGCCCAAGAAAAAGAAAAAGAACAAAAAGAAUAAAUCGGACGAGAAGCUAACGGAGUGGAUGUCUUCCCUGCAAAUGAACCGCCUCAACGACAGCGACCGCAAGCUGCUCGACAACAUCAAAACCAGGAUCCAGCGGAACAAAGAAGGCGACAAGCGGCGCAGUGAGGCCCCCGUCAUAGACCUCUGUGGCACUUCCAGAGAGCGCGACAGUCGCGCGCGGAGCCGGCCGCGCGACGAGCGCGACAGCCGGCCUCGCGAGAGCAGAGCGCGAGAUGACCGCGACAAGAGAGAUGAGCAGAGAAGGAGGGACGACCGUCGAGACGACCGGAGGGAUGAGGACAGGGACCGGAGGAGCCCCGCACGCAGCGAGACCAAGACGGUUGACAAACGCAAGAUGCCGUUUAUUGGAAAGAUGCCUGUUUUCAAGAGUUUGAGCAAGAACAAGCCAGAAGAAACCAAGAAAGAAGAAGAGAAGAAAAAAGAAGACGACGAUUCGAAGAAGAGGCAAGAGAUUGACGCCGAGAUACAGAAGAAGGUGGCGGAGUUCAAGGAGAAGAUCGCGAAGGCUCAGCUGGAGAGGCAGCAGGCGGAGCUGCCGCCGCCGCAGCUGGUGUUCCCGAUGCCCUUCCUGCCGCCCACGCCGGCGCCCGCUCCGCCCGCGGCGCCCCCGCCAACGCCUAGCACGCCUCAACCGGCCGCACCGGCCCUACCGAAAGAUUUCCAAGACGCUUUGGACAUUAUCUUCCCAUCCGCUGACCAACACGCGGAAAUGGCCCAGCAGGACAUAUUCUCUGGCAUUCCGGGCUUAGGCCCAGGCUUCCCCGGGAUACCCGGCCUGAUGAACCCCUUCCCGCAGCUGAGCCUGCUGGGACAACCUCCCCCGCACAUGAUGAUGGGCUUCGAUAUGAACGCGUCCCUCUUCGGCCCCCGACCGCAACUCUACGACACUCAUGUACCGCUGGUACCGAACAGGCAGAACAAAAACAAACAAAACGCCGCGGACAAGAGACAAAACAACCAAAACAGGAACAAUCAAAUGAAAAAUUACAACAGCCUCCGCAAUAACAAUAAAAACAACAACAAAAAUGUAAAUCAAAACAAAAAUGUAAAUCAAAACAAAAAUGCCAACCAAAACAAAAAUAACAAUGCAACACCAAACAACAACACAACUCAGAAAAAUACACCUGCAACUAAUGCAACAAACAGUACGCAGCCGACCGCAACAACACCUGCUAAUGCAACUAAUGCAACAACGACUGCAAUCGCAGCGGCGGCCGCUGUGAAGAAAAAAGAAGAAAUGGAUGACUUGGCAAUGCUUGGUAUCGACGCUUCGGAUGUUGGCGCUGGGAUUUAAAAAUUGUUAUUAAAUAUUAUUAUGAAAUACUAGCUGGUGCCAGAGACUUCGUCCGAGUGGAUUUAAAUUUUUAAAAAUGCCGUGGGAACUCUUUGGUUUUGCGGUAUAAUAAUAAAUUUCAAAGAAAAUAAUAUCCCUCUAUGUAUAAAUGCCCUUUAAUCAAAAGAAAAAACUUUGCAAAACGAUUAUAAAAUAUUUAAGAGUUUUGCAAAGUUUUUUUCUUAAAACAAGGAUAAGAUGACAAAAGAGUGUAAAUAGUAGAUAUGUAACAUAUAUGAUGUACACUUUAUAGCAUUGCUAUAAAUAAUAUACGAUACUUGUAACUUAGGGAGCACUUUGCUUAGAUUAAAGACCGAGUUAAAACGAAACAGAAAUAUGUGCACAUAAAUUCGUCUCAUUUUAAUUGUUUAUAUUGAUUUCGACUUACAGGUGAGAUCUAUACUUUGCAUAUACUUAAGACAGAUUUAAAGCGUGAUAGAUUUAUAUAAAUGUCUCAUUUUUA